This is a messenger RNA of Clarias gariepinus (North African catfish), 1173 nucleotides long. It is a transcript of the gene nanp, whose product is annotated as N-acetylneuraminic acid phosphatase. Gene Ontology annotation, molecular function: hydrolase activity. Bases 53 to 781 code for a protein of 242 amino acids. Lineage: Eukaryota; Metazoa; Chordata; Actinopteri; Siluriformes; Clariidae. The record is from RefSeq and is a predicted model, not a curated record. The transcript has 2 exons.
GGUUGUUUAAACGCUUUAAUCCGGGUCCGGCUUUGGUGAUUCAAACCUCGAUAUGGAUAAAGACGGAGUCUCAGCGAUACUGUUUGACCUGGACAACACGCUGGUGGACACAGCAGGAGCAGGACAGCUCGCCACGGACAAGGUCUGUGAGCUGUUGAGAAGUAAACUGAAGGACACAGACCCCAGUGAUAUUUGUAAGCGGUUUGCCCGUAAACUUUACGAGGAAAAGUUCGACCCAUCUGCAGGCAUAACGAUAGAUGACGUUCGGAUAAACCACUGGCUCGAAGCCCUGCAGGAAGUGAAUAAAAGUGUGGAUCCUGGCCGCGCUCUGGCCUCAGACUGUUACUACACUUGGAAAACCACACGUCUCCAGGCUCUAGCAUUAUCUCCUGAAGUUUUAGCCUUGCUGCAAAAGCUUAAGCAUUCGUACAAACUGCUGCUGCUGACUAACGGUGAUGCCCAGACGCAGCGGGAGAAGCUGGAGGCGUUGAGGUGUGAGGGACUCUUCAGCGCUGUGGUUGUAGGAGGAGAAUAUGCUGAGCAGAAGCCUGCAGUCUCUAUUUUCUCGCACUGCUUCGGGCUGUUGGGAGUAAAACCACAGGACUGCAUCAUGGUAGGAGAUUCGCUGGACACAGAUAUCCAGGGUGGAAUUAAUGCAGGGGUUCGAGCUACAGUGUGGAUUAAUAAGAGCAGAGGCACUCUCCCGGACAAUGGUGUGACUCCUGAUUACACCAUUCCCUCUGUGCUAGACUUGCCAAAUGUUUUAGCUCAGCUGAAAUGAUAUUUCUAAGCUGGCUAAGCAGUAGCGAUGUUUCCGGCUUAAUAUUUAGAAAAAUUAACAGAUUUUUUACAAAUUUUUGUGCAAAUCAUAAUUUUAUAAUGUGUACUGAUUUAAAAUAAACACUAUUCCAAUGUUGUAGAGGUGCAGGGAAUUCACAAUCUAUCCCAGCAACACUGGGCACGAGGCAGGAUUACAUCCUUGCUAGGACUUCAGUACAUGACCAUCACAUACAAUCGUUUAUGUCCAUGGACAUUGUAGGGUUAUACAAGUUGAUAAAAAAUAUACAUAUAUAUAUCAUAUUGCAUUUGCAAUUUAAACUGUGACGUGUAACUAUUAAAUGUACCAUAUUUUCAUUUAAAUGUAUUUAUCUAGGCUAACAGCAAAUCAUUGGA